This is a messenger RNA of Notolabrus celidotus (New Zealand spotty), 5667 nucleotides long. It is a transcript of the gene thbs1b, whose product is annotated as thrombospondin 1b. The record is from RefSeq and is a predicted model, not a curated record. The transcript has 23 exons. Gene Ontology annotation, cellular component: extracellular region. The coding region runs from base 226 to 3735 and encodes 1169 amino acids. Gene Ontology annotation, molecular function: protein binding; calcium ion binding. Gene Ontology annotation, biological process: cell adhesion; negative regulation of angiogenesis. NCBI's taxonomy places the organism in Eukaryota, Metazoa, Chordata, Actinopteri, Labriformes, Labridae.
AAAGGAACUUUUUUAGCGGCUGAACCGUCAAGGACAAGUUUUCAUUCAGGAGGAAAAAUAACAACACCAAAUAUCUUACUGUUUCCCCCUGAUUGCACGGUGGAACUAUUUCAAUUUUAAUUUCAGAUAACUUUAAAGUCCUGGAGGAUUAUUGCUGGAUUUUUACGCAUUUUGGAUUUAUUGCUUUGCUCUGCUGUUUUUGAGAAGCAGGCAGCAGGUUUGACCAUGAAGCUGACAGGGAUAUUUUUGCUCUUGAUGCUUUGGACCUGCGAGAGUGCGCGAGUCGCAGAGUCUCGAGAUGACAAUAGCGUGUAUGACUUGUUCGAGCUCGUCCAAGUCCCCAAGAAGAAUCACGGAGUGACCCUGGUGAAAGGAGACGACCCGUACAGCCCCGCCUACAAGAUCCUAAACCCGGACCUGAUCCCCCCUGUCCCCGAUAGCGCCUUUAGGGACCUGAUCGAUUCCAUCCACGCCGAGAGGGGAUUCCUCCUCCUGCUCAACUUUAAGCAGUCCAGGCGAACCAGAGGUAGCCUCCUUACCGUGGAGAAGCAGGACGGCUCCGGACCUGUGUUUGAGAUCGUGUCCAACGGCAAGGCGAACACCUUGGACAUAGUUUUCUCCACCGAGAAUAAGCAACAGGUGGUUUCCGUCGAGGAUGUGGAUCUGGCUACAGGGCACUGGAAGAAUAUCACGCUGUUUGUGCAGGAGGACCGCGCGCAGCUGUAUGCGGGAUGCGAGGAGGUGAAUACCGCCGAGCUUGAUGCGCCCAUCCAGAGCAUCCUGACUCCGGAGACGCCUGCCAGCGCACGCCUGAGGAUCGGCAAGGGAGCAGUAAAGGACAGGUUCAUGGGGGUCCUCCAAAACGUGCGGUUUGUGUUUGGAACCACUCUGGAUGCCAUCCUGCGCAACAAAGGAUGCCAAAACACCAUCACGACUGAAAGCAUGAUCCUGGAGAACCUGAACGGCUCCUCAGCUAUUAGAACAGAGUACACCGGACACAAGACGAAAGACCUGCAGAUGGUCUGUGGCUUCUCCUGUGACGACCUGGUCAGCAUGUUUAAGGAGCUGAAGACCCUUGGUGUCGUGGUCAAGGACCUGGCUGUCAAACUCCGCCAGCUGACGGACGAGAACAAGCUAAUCAACAACAGAAUUGGCAUUCACAGCGGCGUCUGCAUCCACAACGGCAUCGUGCACAAGAACAGAGAGGAGUGGACCAUCGACGACUGCACCAAGUGCACUUGUCAGAACUCUGCUACCGUGUGCCGAAAGAUUUCCUGCCCUCUGAUGUCCUGCUCUAACGCCACUGUUCCUGAUGGAGAGUGCUGUCCAACCUGUGGAACAUUGAGCGACUCUGCAGAGGGCGGCUGGUCGCUUUGGUCUGAAUGGACCCAUUGUUCCGUGUCAUGUGGGCGGGGCAUCCAGCAGCGUGGGCGCUCUUGCGAUCGUAUCAAUAACAACUGUGAGGGUACCUCUGUGCAGACCCGAGACUGCUACCUCCAGGAGUGUGACAAACGCUUCAAGCAAGACGGCAACUGGAGCCACUGGUCACCCUGGUCAUCCUGCUCCGUCACCUGUGGUGCUGGUGUCAUCACCCGUAUCCGCCUUUGCAACUCCCCCACCCCUCAAUUUGGCGGCAAGGAGUGUGUGGGAGAGGGCCGCCAAACCGAGAAGUGUCAGAAGUCUCCAUGUCCGAUCAAUGGCAACUGGGGACCCUGGUCACCAUGGGACAGCUGCAGUCUUACCUGUGGAGGUGGUGCCCAGAUCCGUAAACGCCUAUGCAAUGACCCUGCCCCCAAAUACGAUGGAAAAGAGUGUAUUGGUGAUGCCAAAGAGAGCCAGGCGUGCAACAAGGAAACCUGCCCAAUUGAUGGAUGUCUCUCAAACCCUUGCUUUGCUGGAGCCAAGUGCACCAGUUUCCCUGAUGGUUCUUGGAAGUGUGGAAAGUGCCCAGCUGGCUACACGGGCAAUGGUAUCAAAUGUAAAGAUGUUGAUGAGUGUAAGGAGGUUCCGAAUGCUUGCUUUGAGUUUAACGGCGUUCACCGCUGUGAGAACACAAAUCCCGGCUACAACUGUCUGCCCUGCCCUCCUCGCUACUCAGGACCCCAGCCGUUUGGUAGAGGCGUGGAGCAGGCUGCUGCUAAUAAACAGGUGUGCACACCCCGUAAUCCCUGCCUGGACGGAAGCCAUGACUGCAACAAAAACGCCCGCUGUAACUACCUUGGACACUUUGCCGAUCCAAUGUACCGCUGCGAGUGCAAGCCAGGUUAUGCUGGCAACGGCCAUAUCUGUGGAGAGGACACCGAUCUGGAUGGGUGGCCCAACGCUGACUUGGUUUGUGUGGAAAAUGCCACCUACCACUGCAAAAAGGACAACUGUCCAAACCUCCCCAACUCCGGACAAGAAGAUUAUGACAAGGAUGGCAUUGGAGAUGCUUGUGACAGCGAUGAUGACAACGAUGGCAUUCCUGACGACAGGGACAACUGCCCAUUCGUGUUCAACCCUCGGCAGUAUGACUAUGACCGGGAUGAUGUGGGUGACCGCUGUGACAACUGCCCCUACAAUAGUAACCCAGACCAGACGGACACUGACAACAAUGGAGAGGGAGAUGCCUGCGCUGUGGACAUUGAUGGAGAUGGCAUAAUGAAUGAGAGGGACAACUGCCCCUAUGUGUACAAUGUUGACCAGAAAGACACAGAUCUGGAUGGAGUGGGAGACAUGUGUGACAACUGCCCACUGGAACAUAAUCCUGAUCAGGUUGAUUCAGAUGACGACCGUGUGGGUGACAAGUGUGAUAGCAACCAGGAUAUUGAUGAGGACGGACACCAGAACAACCUGGACAACUGCCCGUACAUCCCCAAUGCUAACCAGGCAGAUCAUGACAAGGAUGGCAAGGGAGACGCUUGUGACCAUGAUGACGACAACGAUGGCAUCCCCGACGACAAGGACAACUGCAGACUGGCCUUCAACCCUGACCAACUGGACUCUGAUGGUAAUGGUCGUGGAGAUGCUUGCAAAGAUGACUUUGAUCAAGACAAUGUUCCUGACAUCUAUGACGUGUGCCCUGAGAACUUUGACAUUAGCGAGACUGACUUCCGCAAGUUCCAGAUGGUUCCUCUGGACCCCAAAGGCACCUCUCAGAUUGACCCUAACUGGGUUGUCAGGCAUCAGGGCAAGGAGCUUGUGCAGACUGUCAACUGUGACCCUGGCAUCGCUGUCGGUUACCACGAGUUCAAUUCUGUCGACUUCAGUGGAACUUUCUUCAUCAACACAGAGAGGGAUGAUGAUUACGCUGGUUUUGUUUUCGGCUACCAGUCCAGUUCCAGGUUCUAUGUAGUGAUGUGGAAGCAGAUUACGCAGACGUACUGGUCUAAUAAACCCACCAAGGCUCAAGGAUACUCUGGUCUGUCCAUUAAAGUGGUCAACUCCACCACUGGUCCAGGAGAGCACCUAAGGAAUGCCCUCUGGCACACAGGGAAUACUCCAGGACAGGUCCGCACUCUUUGGCAUGACCCUAAGAAUGUUGGAUGGAAAGACUUCACCGCAUACAGAUGGCAUCUGAUCCACAGACCGAGAACAGGACUCAUAAGAGUGGUGAUGUAUGAGGGCAAGAAGAUCAUGGCAGAUUCUGGUAGCAUAUAUGACAAGACAUACGCAGGUGGCAGGCUAGGUCUUUUUGUCUUCUCACAAGAGAUGGUAUACUUCUCGGACCUCAAGUAUGAAUGCAGAGAUGUCUAAAUGCCCGGCGCAGGAAUCUCUGAGGGAUGCACCUUUUUUGUACAAAGUAUGAACUUGUGUUUUCUAAUGCAAAGUCCAGGGACCGAUAUAUCUCCGCAACUCUUUCUUCUGCGGUACGCACACUUGGACCAGAGGGUCAUGCGAUCAGAUUCAAGGUAGCUUGAAGCAGGUUUGGACAAAACACCAACCUGUUGACUACCAGUUGAGGAUCAGAGAGCCCCUUCUUCUCCAUCCUAUGAGAGCAGAGAGAGAGCUCUGGAAAAUAGAAGACAAGUCCUUCCCCGUAGGACACACACACACAUCUUUCUGUCCCAGCUCUGCCUGCUUUUCUGAAAGACCUCAUUUAUGUCUGUGUGGGAAUGCUCCCCAUUGGUAACUAUGCACUUCCAAGCCUUUACAUCUCUCUCUGUUUCCGUCAAACCUCUGUAGCCUUUGUGCCUUUCUACCUUACCUUCCGAAUGGACAUCCCAAAGAAAAAACUGAUGAAACAUGUCAUUCACUUUACCAGAUCUGCCAGGAUGUAGAUUUUGAAAGAUAGAGCUUUUGAGGAAUCAAAGGAUGAAGACAGCAGACACAUUUUUUUUUAGGAAUCUCUGUUGAUGAGGACACAGGACUCCAGAGACUAUUGGGUGUGGAAAAGGUAGACAAUAAGGGGAACAUGUUGUUGUAGAUGUUAAUGUUAAUGAGUGUAAUGUAUGUGGAAGACUGGACAUGAAUGGAGCAAGGGGGGCUUUUACCCAUCUACCUAAGAAUCUCUUUAGAAGAUUACUAUGAAAAAGAGAACUACAUUUUUUUAAACUUAGGUCAGCUCUCUUUUGAACUUUUAAGUAUCAUGGGCUAUGUUUAUGGUGUCUUGUAAUCAAACAACUCUGAGGGUGAGAUGGAAGUCACUACCUUCCAAUAUCAAACCACAAAGACUAAAAUUAAGGAUUUUGAUGUGACUUUUUUUUUACAGAAAAUUGCACAAGCCAGUGAUCUAAGAGCAAACACUCCCUCUGAAAGAGCCUCCAUUUUCCAUCAAAACCUUGGUCAACUAAGAGAUUUAUCUCCCUCAGCGAAUGAGGAAUUCAAUUUGAAAUUAUGUAAAUACAUGUAAUUUAUUGACUCUUGCCUACAAUGUAGGCAGUUAAAGGAAUUUGAUUGCUUUGAAAAAGUAAAACUCCAUCCUCCACAAUCAGGUACAGCCAGGUGUCGGAAGCAUGAUGCAUGCUUCUUCAGUGUCUUAUCAUCUGUACAAAGUGAAUUAGAUAUUCUUCAGAUAGAGUUUCUUAGCAUGAAGUGUGUGCCUUUUCUUCAGAGAGAGAUGAAAAACAAAGGAAAUCUUUGAUGUACAAAUAUUACCUCAUUGCUGUUGUAUAAUUUGAUCAAACAAAAACACAACCUAAGUACUUUUUCAUAUUCAUUUACAAUGAUGGACAUUUUAGUGCUACUGUAGCAUGAGCUGUACAUAGUAUGACACUUCUUAUCUUAAAACACAACAGUCUCCCAAACCUGUGAUCUUCCCUGGUGAGGUUAACAGAACAAUGGGAGAUUUCUUUUUUUUAAAGGUCAUUUUUGCUUUAUCACGAUAUGUCCAAUGCUGUUUUUUUAGCAGGUAAAUUAUUCUCUGUUUUGUUGUAGCUGUUUGAAAGAGGUUGAUUUGUGUGUGCGUGUGUGUAGAAGAUGCUAUUUAAAUAAUUUAUCAGGAUUUGUUGCCUUGCUAAAGGGCACAUGUCCGUCUGUAUAAACGGUUUGCACACUGACGUGAGGAUGUUCUGUUCUUUAUCGUUUUUACUUUCUUUGUUUUUGUGUAUCAAUGUUACCGAUAUUUUUGUACAAUUAGUUUUGCUUUUCUGUAAACAUUUUUCUUAGAUGUACAAAGCGAAAAUGCUGUUUUUAUUCAUAGCAAUUAUUUUGUUACAUACUUCAAGACAAUAAAUAGUUGUUACAGUU